AUGUCUAGCAGCCUAACAUCGCCACACGGAACAGGAAGCAACAAGAUCGACGAUGCCCUCGAUAUCAGUAUCAUCGUAUUCAUGGCCAUAGCCUUAUACAAUGCCCUCGAACUGGCAAUCCUCAUCCCGCUCUCCUUCCGCCGCUAUCGCAGCCUCUACUUCUGGUCUCUAUUGACCUCGACCGUCUUCGGCGUGGCUCCCCUGUCCAUCACGGGAGGACUACAAUACUUCAAUUUACAGCCGUUCAUCGCAAGCGUGGUUGUGCAGAAUUUUUCAUGGAUCAUGAUGGUACCCAAUCAGUCCAUCGUCCUCUACUCACGACUACACCUCGUAUCGCAAAAUACGACGAUAUUGAGAAUCGUCCGAUGGCUGAUCGUGCUCAGUCUAGUAGUAAUAGCCGUACCGACGAUCGUCUUGAAUGUGGGCUGGACCUAUAAACCGCAAUCCCCGGGUUGGAAUCGUGGAUACUUUGCUAUGGAGCGUGUUCAAGUGACAUGGUUCACGGCACAAGAAUGCUUCAUUUCGGGAGUCUACAUCUGGAAUACGGCGCGAUUGAUUAUGUUGAAUCCAAGCGGCGAAACGAAGCGACAUAAGAUCCUGUCUGAAUUGCUGGCUGUCAAUAUCGUCGUUAUUAUCAUGGAUCUGGCGCUGGUGGUUCUUCAGUAUUUGAAUUACUAUUUUACACAGGUGAUUUUCAAGGCGACGGUCUAUAGUGUCAAGUUGAAGCUUGAGUUUGCUGUCUUGGGUAUGCUGGUGUCGAUUGUGCAUAGGCGAGAUUCGGGCGGGGAGUUUUGGCAUGAAGAUCCAAUGCGGUUGGAUUCUUCUUGA
Messenger RNA from Penicillium subrubescens, 828 nucleotides. RefSeq lists its product as uncharacterized. The record is from RefSeq and is a predicted model, not a curated record. NCBI's taxonomy places the organism in Eukaryota, Fungi, Ascomycota, Eurotiomycetes, Eurotiales, Aspergillaceae. The transcript has a single exon. The coding region runs from base 1 to 828 and encodes 275 amino acids.